Molecule: messenger RNA, 357 nt
Organism: Aspergillus heteromorphus CBS 117.55
Lineage: Eukaryota; Fungi; Ascomycota; Eurotiomycetes; Eurotiales; Aspergillaceae
Product: autophagy-related protein 8
Exons: 3
Coding region: 1-357 (118 amino acids)
Biological process (GO): macroautophagy; cellular response to nitrogen starvation
Cellular component (GO): autophagosome; cytosol; fungal-type vacuole membrane
Molecular function (GO): phosphatidylethanolamine binding
Source: RefSeq, a predicted model, not a curated record
AUGCGUUCCAAGUUCAAGGAUGAGCACCCCUUCGAGAAGCGCAAGGCAGAGGCCGAGCGUAUCCGCCAGAAAUACGCCGAUCGCAUCCCAGUGAUUUGCGAAAAGGUCGAGAAAUCAGAUAUCGCUACCAUCGACAAGAAGAAGUACCUUGUCCCUGCCGACCUUACCGUUGGACAGUUCGUCUAUGUCAUCCGUAAACGAAUCAAGCUCUCACCCGAGAAGGCGAUCUUCAUCUUCGUCGACGAGGUCCUGCCACCUACCGCGGCUCUCAUGAGCAGUAUCUACGAAGAGCACAAGGAUGAAGAUGGGUUCCUCUAUAUCACGUACUCUGGCGAGAACACGUUUGGUGAAUGCUAG